Messenger RNA from Fusarium sp. VM40, 1746 nucleotides. Lineage: Eukaryota; Fungi; Ascomycota; Sordariomycetes; Hypocreales; Nectriaceae. The record is from the annotation of a GenBank genome assembly.
AUGUCUCGCAAUCUCAACCGCAAAUUUGCCCCUCCGGUCAAGGUAAAGACCGCCAACCGCCGCCGCCGUGUUUCCGACACUCCUUCCUCCUCUUCAUUGGAUCUCUCAGACGAUGGCGGAUACUCAGCUGUCGAAGACAUUAGUGACUCGUCUGACGACGAUGAGGAAGAUGUUGCUGCGGCCGAGGAGGAGAAUAUCCUAGAGGAAGCUCUUCCUCCUACCCCACAGCCAGCUCCUCGGCCGCAACCGACAAUUGAGGAGGAUGACGACGAUGAGGAUGAGGAAAACGAUGAGGACGAUGAACAAGAAGGCUUGGAUAUUGAAGACGAUGACACCGCUAGCUGGGGAGGCAUCGUCUCGGAUAUUGAAGAUCAACCAGACAUCUAUCAAGAUGCAAAUAUCUUCGGCUCAGAGAAUCUUGAACGCCACGUUCACUUCGAUGUGCCUUCCAGCGACUCCGAUUCCACCGACACUGAGGACGAGACUAUGGGACUUUUCCCCGAUAUCUUUGUCUCUCAAAAUACACUUGACCCCAGUUUCCGCCGAGAGAUUGAGAACGAUCCCGAUGAUUCGUCUGGUUCAGGAUCGUUCUGGGAUUUCAACAAUCAAUAUGGCGAGCAAGAUCAGGAUUCUGAUGGCGACGCCGACGCCGAAGUCGAUGCUGACACUGAAGAAAUAUUCCGAAAGUUCCAGUUCCCUGACCCCUUUUCCACAUCACUCGCUUCCCAGCCAGGCACUGCUGCUGGUAGUCCUCUGCCCGAGUUUGAGGAGCCAACGGAGCUGGACGGUUACGAGACCGAUGGUGAUACCACCGAAGAGGACGAAUACGAGCUUCCAGUACGCAAGAAGACUAGGCGUCCUUCCCAUCCCAUGAGCGACGCCUCCGACUCGGAUGCCGAUAGUCCAGUCAAAGCCGAGCGCGGUCAGCCUCGUGUGGGACGCUACAAUCUGGACCGCUCCGACAAGAAGCCAAUUGCUGUUCUCAAUCCUGUUACUGGAAAGAUGAUGAUCUUUACCCCUCAUCGCCAACAUCAACUCGACCUCUCACCUGAACAAUUCAACUUUCCCUGGACUACGGAGGGCCCUGAUUCGCCCAUCUUGAGCAACUCGGCCAAUCUCAUGCUUAGCGCUAUGUUUUCUUCCGGCACCUUUGGGGAUUUCUUCAACUCCAACCAAAUCAUGGGCCCCGCUGAGGCCUUCUUUCCAUUCCAAUCUGAAGCCAACACCGCCGACGAAAGCUCGACCGCGCCUAGCUUGCAAGGCGAGGACGACGAAGACGCUGAACAGAACUUGAACCUUGCUGACUUCAUCGAAUGGGAGGAGAAUGACUCCUCGGGCGAUGAAGAUGGUGGCAACAACUGGGAUCCUGCAUCAACCCCUGCGCGACCCAGCACAGCUGGAAGUGAGAAGGAAGUCCUUGGUCACCUUAACUCGGAGACCGUCGGAGCCUUCCGCCGCAACCAGAUUAACCAGCAGCUCAUCCUGAGUAACCAAGCCACACAAGACUCACUCGCAUUCAGUGGUCCCUUGAACAACACUGCACUCCGAGGUCUCAAGUCAGAUCGGUUCGGAACUGCUGCUAUUCCCCUAACACCCGCUCGUCGCCAUAAGAGGCAGAUGAGCGAUAUGACUCGCAGCCCUCUUGAGUCUAUGUCUGUGAAACGUAAGGCAUCUACUGAAGCUGGCGACAGCCAGAGUCACAAGAGGCACAGAAGUAUCUCUGAUGUGAACUAUCUUCACAUCUAA